This is a messenger RNA of Durusdinium trenchii, 360 nucleotides long. Lineage: Eukaryota; Dinophyceae; Suessiales; Symbiodiniaceae. The record is from the annotation of a GenBank genome assembly.
AUGCCCAGGCCUCGCACUCUCGAACAGCAGUUGCAGAAGUGCUUUCAGAUGGCUCUAGCCAAGGCGACAGGUGGAGAAGGCCACCUGCACCACCUGAUCCGACGAGACCACAGCCAUUGGCAAACACAGGCUGCCGGAACUUGGGCCUUGGGUCAAGAGAAGCCAGGAUUCAGGAUGCCAUUCCAUUUAUUACUGUAUGUCAUUUUAUUGCAGUUAGCAAUCUUAACGAAUUGGCAAACUUGCACCUGCUUUCUGAAUGUAGCUUGCCGAUGGCACGUUUACGCAAAACGAGCCAUGCUUUGCAAGUUUUGCUUCACCCGAACAAAAGACAUAGAACCCUACGCGCUCUGGGCUGCAUGA